AUGGAAUCUGUAAGUCUAAUUUUAAUAUUUUAUUUUCUGGCUACCGCGCCCACAAUAUGUUUUACACAAUACUUUUUAUGCUUGAGAUUUAACAAAUACUAAUUGUUGAAGUCAUUCAUGUAGGUAUAACUAAAGUCACAUCCAAUUUACAUUUAAUAAAGUAAUAUUAACAGUAUUUGUUAAACCAUACUAUCUUGCCAUGGUACAGCCCCAUGGGAGUUAAAAUAAGUGGUCAGAAUCUCUCGCUGCUUUUUAGCACUAUGUGAAGGGUUACGUGUUGUGCUGAAUUGAUUCAUUCUUGUCAAGCAUGCCUCAUUUCUCCACGACCCAGGUAUUACCACAUGAUCUCCAUCUUCUACAUCUGCUGCUACUACAUAACUUGAUUUGUUUUUUCCACCAUAUAAUUAUGUAAACAACAAGCUGCUAGAAUCAGACAUCUCACUUUGUCUGGACACACCUUUUUAGUGGUUAAAAACACCCGCCAUCUGCUUGCAAGAAUCCUAAAGGCAUUUUCAACAACACGUCUGGCAUGCGACAAUCUGUUGGUGAAAAUUCUUUUUUCUUUGUUCAAAUUUCUAUGAGGGUAUAUGCCCUCAUCAUAGUUUUGCUUAAUGCAAAUGCAUUGUCCCUGAUCAUGUGGUAGUUUAUUUUUUUAUGAAAUUCCUCUAAUUUCAACUGGUGGUGGCAUUACGUUGAGAGUGUUUUCAACAACAGCUUUUUUUAAGCUUAAGUCAUUAAAUGCUCCAGCAUCCCCUGCUCUGCCUGCUGCACCAACAUUCACAUAAAGAAACUUGUAGUCUACAUCUACUAGUGCUAAAAGCAAAACACUAAAAAAGUGCUUAUCAUUAAAAACUCUGAUCCACUACUGACUGGCUGUUGUAUAGCAACAUGUUUUCCAUCUAUAGCCCCAACACAGCCAGGAUAAUUCCAUUUCUUUUCAAAUUGGUCAGUAACUGCUACCCAUUCAUCCACACAAGCUGGAACCUUUAAAUGUAAAAACAUGAUUAGCAUUGUAAUUUUGAUCAGUUAAUUACUACAAUAAUUACAAUUUUUGGUUUUCUCUUUAGGGAAAUUGUGAUUCACCAUCAGACACCAGUAUAAUUGAUCAACAAGAUGACAAAAAUCUUGAUGAUGGUGAUGAUGAUUGUGUUUCCCUUACUAGUUCAGAAACACCAAGCUCCAUUUUUGACAAAGGAGAUGGCCAAAGCAUUACAAAAACCACUAAAGAGCCAAUAAAAAUCAAACCCAACCAAAAACGACAAACAGAUGAGGAGUUCAAACUCAUUAAAGGUUUAACAGAGUCUAAUGCAGAAAAAAGAAAUAAAAGGCGGACUUCAGAAAACCAAUCUGCAGGCCCAGAUGAUGCCUUUGGACAUUACAUCAUACAAACUUUGUCCAAACUUGACACAAAUGUAAAGUACUUGGCACAAUAUAUCAAUAACAGCUUGUUCCAACCUCAAACAGGAGAAUUAACCAAAAAUCAUAGCAUGGGAACCAGAGCACCAAUACCUGCCCAACACCAAGCCUUUCCUCCAGUGUAUCCACAAUACAAUAUGUUACCUUUUAGUAAUGAAAUGAAAAGUGCAUUCAAUCCCAAUGCUCAAGCUACAGGAAAUAUGUUGUCCACACCAAACCAAUUACCCAUGGCAACAGAUUCAAAUUAUGGUCAAGACCAUGCUAUGUGGUUUAAUUCAAAUCCCAUGCAAGGGGGUUCUUUUGAAAACUAA
Messenger RNA from Paramuricea clavata, 1727 nucleotides. NCBI's taxonomy places the organism in Eukaryota, Metazoa, Cnidaria, Anthozoa, Malacalcyonacea, Plexauridae. The record is from the annotation of a GenBank genome assembly.